Fukomys damarensis (Damara mole-rat) is the source of this 2669-nucleotide messenger RNA. It is a transcript of the gene Kcns3, whose product is annotated as potassium voltage-gated channel modifier subfamily S member 3. Gene Ontology annotation, biological process: potassium ion transmembrane transport; protein homooligomerization. Gene Ontology annotation, molecular function: protein binding; voltage-gated potassium channel activity. The record is from RefSeq and is a predicted model, not a curated record. Gene Ontology annotation, cellular component: membrane; voltage-gated potassium channel complex. The transcript is spliced from 4 exons. Lineage: Eukaryota; Metazoa; Chordata; Mammalia; Rodentia; Bathyergidae. Bases 707 to 2176 code for a protein of 489 amino acids.
GCAUAAGAGGUACCGGGAGUCCCAUUCUGGUCAGGACAAGACCUUCAGGUUACAGAGUGGGUCAGGGCGCUUUUCCUGUGCUGCCCUAGCACUGCUCUGCCGUCUCUCAGGCUCAGUCUCAGAGCGGCUAGCGCCAGCGCGGCCCAACCGGACCAUGCAGGUGUCGUCCGCGUAAGGUGGAGCUGAGCCCUGGCCGCGUGAUUCACAGCCACACCGCUCCUUGCCUCCGGUCUUCUGCCAGCAAACCGGGUGUGCUCUGACCAGCCAGCGUCACUCCAGCCAUCCGGGUCAGCUGUUCCAGGCCCUGAGCUCCGUGGGCGAGAUCCGUCCUCGCUUGGUCUCUGCCUUCCCGGGGUGGCGCCUGCUGCGGAGUAGCCCCGUGCAGAUGAGAGAAGCACAUGAGCCCCACGCACGACGCAGCCGUGUGCUGCCUGAGGGUCCGGUCUUGUCCAGAUCUGCAGCUGCUCUUUCCAGUGAUUGUUUCGGCUUGGACAACCGGACCGUGGGAUUCUUUUCUUCCUUUUGCCACUAAAUGCCUGCGCACAGCCCGAGUUCUGGUGCAGGGAGAAGGGUGGAGCUUUUUGCCUGAGGAUGGCCGUUUCCCUUGGCAGGAUGAGGGCAGAGUGCGUGACGUCUCCACCACCGGGGCGCAGCGUGACCUCCUGUGUCUCCCUUUCCGGCCAGCGCACUGCUUCCUGGAUCCAUCAUGGUGUUUGGUGAGUUUUUUUGUCACCCUGGACAAGACGAGGAACUGGUGAACUUGAACGUGGGGGGCUUUAAGCAGUCUGUGGCUCAGAGAACCCUGCUGCGGUUCCCUCACACCCGCCUGGGGAGGCUGCUCAGCUGCCACUCGGAAGAGGCCAUCCUGGAGCUGUGUGAUGACUACAGUGUGGCCGACAGAGAGUACUACUUCGACCGGAACCCGUCCUUGUUCAGAUACGUUCUGAACUUUUACUACACGGGGAAGCUGCAUGUCACGGAGGAGCUGUGUGUGUUCUCGUUCUGCCAGGAGAUCGAGUACUGGGGCAUCAACGAGCUGUUCAUCGACUCCUGCUGCAGCACUCGCUACCAGGAACGCAAGGAGGAGAGCCAGGACAAGGACUGGGAGCAGAGAAGCAACGAUGCCAGCACCGACUCCUCCUUUGAAGAGUCCUCUCUCUUCGAGAAGGAGCUGGAGAAGUUUGACCAGCUGCGAUUUGGUCAGCUCCGGAAGAAGAUCUGGAUCCGCAUGGAGAACCCAGCGUCCUGCCUGUCCGCCAAGCUGAUCGCCAUCUCGUCCCUGAGUGUGGUGCUGGCCUCCAUCGUGGCCAUGUGUGUGCACAGCAUGUCAGAGUUCCAGAACGAGGACGGAGAGGUGGACGACCCCGUGCUGGAGGGUGUGGAGAUGGCCUGCAUUGCAUGGUUCACUGGGGAGCUUGCCAUCCGGCUGGUUGCUGCUCCCUGUCAAAAGAAAUUCUGGAAGAAUCCUUUGAACAUAAUUGACUUUGUCUCUAUCAUUCCCUUCUAUGCCACGCUGGCAGUAGACACCAAGGAAGAAGAGAGCGAGGACAUCGAGAACAUGGGCAAGGUGGUCCAGAUUCUCCGGCUCAUGCGGAUUUUCCGCAUUCUGAAGCUUGCCCGACACUCGGUAGGACUCCGGUCUCUCGGGGCCACCCUGAGACACAGCUACCACGAGGUCGGGCUGUUGCUGCUUUUCCUUUCUGUCGGCAUCUCCAUCUUCUCCGUGCUUGUCUACUCUGUGGAGAAGGACGACCAAGGAUCCAGCCUCACCAGCAUCCCCAUCUGCUGGUGGUGGGCCACCAUCAGCAUGACCACCGUGGGCUACGGAGACACCCACCCCGUCACGCUGGCCGGGAAGGUCGUCGCCAGCACCUGCAUCCUCUGUGGCAUCCUGGUGGUGGCUCUGCCCAUCACCAUCAUCUUUAACAAGUUCUCAAAGUACUACCAGAAGCAAAAGGACCUCGAUGUGGACCAGCGCAGUGAGGAAGCCCCGGAGAAGGGCCACGAACUGCCCUACAUCAACAUCCGGGACGUUUAUGCCCAGAAGGUCCACGCCCUCAUCGCCAGCCUGUCCUCUCUGGGCAUCGUGGUGAGUGACCCUGAGUCCACCGAUGCCUCGAGCACGGAUGACCACGAGGCUGCCUGCAAAACGGCGGAGACCCGCGCGGCGCAGUGAGCAGGGCCGUCUGUGCUGUAUCGGCGAACUUUCCUGGCAUUAGGUUAACACAGCUUUAUACACCUCAGUGGUUUGUUGAAAUCAUUUACUUCUCAGGGCGUAACUUCUAGCCAUAGCUGGACAUUCAUUGCUGAAUUCUGAGAUGAUAGAAUUAUCUUUAUUUUUUAUCAGUGAGGUCAAUUAAAUGUCUUGUUCUGAAAUUUAUUUUUUACCAGAGAGAGUUGUAUAUGGUUUUGGAAAAAAAGUCCAUGAUACUGGGUGGGAUUCGUUGCUACAGUUUAUGCCUCAUUCUGCACUGUCAUUACUCACAUUGAGCUAACUGUACAUUGCUGACCAGAACAACCAGAGGUCUAGCCGAUGAAGACGACUUGCAUGCGAGAUCCACACGAUGAGACAAUGCAUGCACAUCCGUGUUCACGUUCUAGACAUGGAAACUAGGAGCCUAAUAAACUUCCUGAUUCGGUAUGGAGAAUGUGUUGGUUGUUCCAUUUUU